Camellia sinensis is the source of this 1685-nucleotide messenger RNA. RefSeq names its product ammonium transporter 3 member 1. Gene Ontology annotation, cellular component: plasma membrane. Gene Ontology annotation, molecular function: ammonium channel activity. The record is from RefSeq and is a predicted model, not a curated record. Gene Ontology annotation, biological process: ammonium transmembrane transport. Lineage: Eukaryota; Viridiplantae; Streptophyta; Magnoliopsida; Ericales; Theaceae.
CACACACAAAAACUACCCAUAGAGAGAGAGAGAGAGAGAGAAAACAUAUAUAUUAGGGGAGUCGCCGGAGUUUUCCAUCACCACCACACAUGGCGGCAGCCAACGUACUCCCAGGGCCAUACAACACCUCCUCAGCAGUACCAGACUGGCUAAACAAAGGCGACAACGCAUGGCAAAUGAUAUCCGCCACGCUCGUCGGCCUCCAGAGCGUCCCGGGCCUCGUCAUCCUCUACGGCAGCAUCGUUAAAAAAAAAUGGGCCGUAAACUCGGCCUUCAUGGCCCUCUACGCCUUUGCCGCCGUCGUCAUCUGUUGGACCACGUGGGCCUAUAAGAUGUCGUUCGGCGACAAGCUUCUCCCCUUUUGGGGAAAAGCAGGGCCCGCUUUGGGCCAAAAAUUUUUAAUCAAACAAGCAGCGCUUCCGCAAACCACCCAAUAUUUCGAGAACGGCGACGUCGAGACGCUGAUGAUCACGCCGUACUAUCCGAUGGCGUCGAUGGUGUGGUUUCAGUGUGUUUUCGCGGCGAUUACGCUGAUUUUGUUGGCGGGAUCGUUGUUGGGGAGGAUGAAUAUAAAGGCUUGGAUGAUGUUUGUGCCGCUGUGGCUCACAUUUUCUUAUACAGUGGGAGCAUUCAGCCUUUGGGGUGGAGGGUUUUUGUUUCAUUGGGGUGUUAUGGAUUAUUCUGGUGGGUAUGUUAUUCAUUUGUCUUCUGGGAUUGCUGGCUUCACUGCUGCUUACUGGGUUGGGCCGAGAUCGACAAACGACAGAGAGAGGUUUCCACCGAACAACGUAAUACUGAUGUUGGGAGGGGCUGGGCUGCUGUGGAUGGGCUGGGCCGGAUUCAAUGGUGGAGAUCCAUACAGCGCAAACAUAGACUCAUCAAUGGCUGUCCUUAACACCAACAUUUGCGCCGCCACUAGCCUCCUUGUCUGGACUUGGCUUGACGUCAUCUUCUUCAAGAAACCCUCCGUCAUCGGAGCCGUUCAGGGCAUGAUCACCGGUCUCGUUUGCAUCACCCCUGGUGCAGGUCUUGUUCAAGGAUGGGCUGCCAUAGUCAUGGGAAUUCUAUCAGGCAGUGUUCCAUGGUUCACAAUGAUGAUAAUUCACAAGAGGUGGACACCGCUCCAGCAAAUCGACGACACACUCGGUGUCUUCCACACCCACGCUGUCGCUGGCUUCCUCGGUGGCACCCUCACCGGCCUCUUUGCAGAGCCCACACUUUGCGCCCUCUUCUUGCCCGUCACAAACUCUAGAGGCGGCGUCUAUGGCGGCUCUGGUGGAAUCCAAUUCCUCAAACAAAUCGCCGGUGGCUUAUUUAUUAUCGGGUGGAACCUCGUGAUCACAUCGAUCAUUUGUGUUGUGAUUAGGUUGGUGAUUCCGUUGCGAAUGACUGAUGAACAGUUGAAGAUUGGUGAUGAUGCAGUGCAUGGGGAGGAAGGGUACGCGUUGUGGGGUGAUGGGGAGAAGUAUGAUGCAACCAGACAUGGAGUCUACGCCGAUGAUACGAUUCAUCAAAAGACCUCCAUUGGUGCAACUCAAGUGGUCUAAUCCUGUCGCUAAGUAAAACAAUUUCUUCUCUCUCUUGUCACUAGGUCAUGUUUGAGACUCUUGUGUCUUAAAAUUCUCAUAGAAUUUUAUGAUUAGAAAUUCAUUGAGACAGAGAGAUAAAAGAGAUUUAAGACUAAA